ACUCAUUCACAAAAAAACAAAAUCUGAUCUUUACAGAAAAUCAGUCAAGAUGGGGUUGCUCAAGAAGAACAUGAUGAUAGAAUUACUCCAAGGAUUUCUAGGAUACCCACCAACAGAGCAACAGAUUGCAGGCUUCCUUUCCAUUGUGAAAACAGGAAACAGUGAACAUCUGUGCCUUGGUGAUGUUGCAAUUCCUCUAAAGUCCCCAGCGGUAAAAUACAUGGAGAAUAUGACCACUGCUCUUGGUCAUUACAUUAGAGACCGUAAUGAGGAGAGCUACAGUGCUGCCCUCAAGUCUCUGCAGAAGAUUAAAUUCCCAGUGAGUAAGAUAUGGAUAGAUAAAGAUAUCUUGUAUGUCAAAUUUGAAAGAGAGAAGCUCAUGAAGUGUAUUUUAAAGGAGGUAUCCAGGAAUGGGUACAACUAUGGAAAGAGCAAACUGAUGUCAUUUAUGAAAAUUACAAUAGAAAAAGGUGCAAGCGGAGAGUCAUCUGCUCCAGCAACUUCACACCGUGGCCACAAACUUGCUUUCCACGUUGGGGAGAUUCUCAAACAUGCUGGUGCAGCCGUGGAGCUACAAGAAUGUGAUGAGAGCAAACCCAGAGGAGAGAAAAGGCAAAAUCCUCCGGCACCAAUAUCAAAUGAACAGAAAAAAGAUGGUAAAGGUACUUUUAAGCGUCCAGGACAUUGUCGUCCUUUUGCUCCUACAAUAGAACCAAGUGCAAAUGUCGCUGGGGGUGAGUUUAAGAGGCUGGUGGCGGCAGGCAUGUCAAAACCUGAGAGAGAAAAAAAGAAACAGCAAAAGGGUAUGCUCAAGGAGAUGUUAGAUAUUUUGGAUCCAUCAGUUCCCUUCCAGCCUCCUAAGGACCAGAAGAAGGGACUUGUAGAGGAGAUAGCUGAUGCUUAUAAGGACAUUAAAGAUAUUAUAAAGUCCUCAAAAGAACCAAAAACAGAGACAACAAGCUAUACAAUAGAAAAUGUCACAGAGGAAUCUUACCCAUCACUUCGUGAUGAUAAAAUUUUUAGGAAAUGUUUUAGCAGUCAUAUGAUAUCUCACAUAGGAGGGACAAAAAAGCAAACAUUUUUGCUACCAAGGAAAGUAAUAGCUAACCCUGUUACUCCAACAGAGGAAGAGGAAAAUGAGAUAAGCCUUUGUUUUGCAAGAGAACCACUUCCAACUACCAUGAUUUCCAAGGCAAACCAGUAUCUCUUUGCUCCAGUUGUUCACAUGAAAACUAACAAGGUGUGGGAUGGAUCAGCGGAAGAUUUAUGCAAAAUCUUGGUAGAGGAACUGAAACGAGCAGCUAUGCAGAAACAUGGAGACAUUGAUACACCAGAAUGGAGCCAGUUCUUGGAGGAGCAAGCAUGGAGAUGCAUGAGCCUCCAGAUGCUUAGUGUCUCUCACUGCUCUCCACUGAAAGUAGAAGUGGAUGGUGUGACUCAGAACUCGAGAGAAUCUGCAUUUAUCUUGUAUAACUAUGCACGCCUCUGCACCAUCUUCCAAUCUUUUGAAGAGAGUGUCUCUGAAGGAGAAAUUCCACCAUUGCCAGACAUUGAAGAGGUUGACUUUGCCCUGCUGAGAAAUGAUGAGGAAUGGCAAUUGGUCUGGGGAUACAUCUUUCACUUCCCAGACAUCAUAGAAGAAAAUGCUGUGGAAAUCCUGAAAGGCAGUGGAAAAUUUAGAACUGUAGCUGUCACCAAGUUCUUAAGUUCCUUUUCACAUCGUGUGAGCGAAUACUACAGCCGUUACCAUGUCCUGUGUGAGCCUCUGCCACAUCUACUCCCCACAAUAUAUGCAAGACUUCAUCUCUUGCAAGCUAUCAAGACUGUGAUGGAAAUAUGCUUUGCUACACUAGGGGUUGAAUCACCUACAUCUUUCAUGUAAUUUCUGUUUGAAGUAUUUCUUAAGCUGU
Messenger RNA from Penaeus indicus, 1910 nucleotides. RefSeq lists its product as uncharacterized. The record is from RefSeq and is a predicted model, not a curated record. Lineage: Eukaryota; Metazoa; Arthropoda; Malacostraca; Decapoda; Penaeidae. The transcript has 7 exons. Gene Ontology annotation, molecular function: arginine-tRNA ligase activity; tRNA binding; ATP binding. Bases 50 to 1882 code for a protein of 610 amino acids. Gene Ontology annotation, biological process: arginyl-tRNA aminoacylation; tRNA C3-cytosine methylation.